UCGCGGUGAAGAAAUGAAGCGCAGCCACGAUCUUCAGUGACCUGGAUUAAAAAGAUCCGGAUCCUGGUGUGAGAAGACUCCGCUGCAGGUUCGUGUUUUUUUUUUCAUUAUUAUAAAAUACUUUUCAUAAAUUGAUCUUUAUCAUCUCUCUGUCGCGUGACCAGUUAACGGCUCUGCAAUGACUGACAAAAACUGAGUUAUUCUGUGUAAAAUCUGAGUCAGAUUUAUUAUUAGUCCCGUCUCCAUAUUACAGCCUUAGAACCGAAUUUAACAGGUAACAUGACCGGAUCAGAAUCAAACAGAUUCACAGUAAUGAUUUGAGAUUUAAUCCACAACCUGCAUCUCAAUUUAAUCUGACUCUCUUUAAUCUGUAGAUUAUACAGAACUACUGAUCCGUGAUCCCCGUCCUCCGCCCGCCCACACACACACACACACACACACACACACACACACACACACACACACACACACACACACACACACACACACACACACACACUACUGGUGAUUUCCAGUUUGUUAAAAAACGCUAUCGUCGGAGCAGGGCCGAUUAUAAAAUCAGAGCUUCAGGGGGCUCAGCCUCUAUUAUGCUGAGCUCAGUCCUCACAUUGAAAUAUCAUUAAAAAUAACAUCACCAGAGUUUUCUAGGACAGAUUUUGAGAAAAAUGACUAAAAUAAGAUUAAUGAUUUGCACAAACUAUUAUAAUAAUUGUCAUACUCUUACAUGUAUAGUGGUUAUUUUUACAGGUAGGAGGACUGGUGGUGACUUUCACAUUAAUAUUUCGGUAAAAUAAUAAUUAUCCAUCAGAAAUAUGGCUUUUGGAUCCUUUUCUCACCAUACUGAGUAAAAGUGUAUGACUAGAUCUCAUCUCUCCUCACAUACCUGUCCAUUUUUAAUAACAUAUUUUUAUGAUGUCCUGGCAUGCCUUUACAGAUUUGAUGUUUACCUGUCACCUGUUACAUUUGGGUUGUUAAAUAGUGUGAAACCAACAGUAUGUAUAUGUGUGGUUUUUGACAAACUCUUUUUUACCCCUGUGUUUGGUAACUGAUCAAUGAAAAGCAUUUAAUUAUAAGUUUAAUCUUAUUAAACACAAAAUGAAUGGAUCCCAAAUUCAAGUCUGAAAGACAUUCCAACACUGUUUGUUUAAAGUUUAUUAUUAAUUUAGGUGGCUUUUAACCCUCCUCCUGUGUUAGGGUCUGCACCGACUCGUAUUUGAUUUUAAAUGCUUAAAAAAGACACUUAAAUUAACUUUUUUGCAUCAAGACUUUUGGACUUAUUCAGGAACCUCUAUUUCAACAAAAUAAAAAUAAAAAUAAAUACAUUUACUCAAUUAUAAAAUGCUCUCAUUAAACUUAUGGCACCCGUCAUGUUAGGGUCGCUGUCGACCUGGUUAGAUCAAUCUAAUAAUCAGAGCAAAAACUAAAAUCAUAAAUGCACUGUCAGGCACCACACUGACAGUCAGAUCCUCUUCCAAUCAUGUGAGAUUUAGGAAAUUCUUAUUUUGCCAUAUUUUUCCUUGCACAAAAAACAACGUCGGGCAUGUCCAGACAUGUGAGAUCAAUUCAGUAUAGAUGUCUGUGUGAGGGGUAUACUGACAAAGAAAGGCCCAGAGGCCCACUACAAAAUAUUAUAAGCAAUAUUUUCAUGGAUAACGAAGCCUAACAAGGUAACCUAGAGAUGAAAACCAAAUUGGAUGAUAGAAAAUAGUUUUUAGUGUAAUUUACAGCUGAUUUAAGACACAGGUCAAAACCGACCUGGUGGGUGCGUAGUAAAAGCUAACACAGGAGGAAGGUUAAGAAAAUAACUACCACUGCAGUUAAACUGACUGCUUUUGACUCUUUGAUCUGAUCCAGAUGGAUGCAGGUCCAGGACACCACCUGUCAGUGCUGCUAAAAAGACCUGGUAUGCUGGACCAAAAUUGGAGAUCAGAAACUGAGACCACAUCCUGAGACAGAAUCUGAGACUGGGACACACAGAAGACCUCCAAUAUCAUCACAGUCCUCCUUCCCUUCAUGGAGCUGCAGGGUCUGGGUUAGGGACCGAGGAGAGUCCAGAUCCAGACCUGAAGAGAAGUUGAACCUGAACGGGGCUCAUGGUGAGAUAAAAACACCUUUUUAUUUAUGAAAUCUUACUGUUAUUACCUAAUACACCUCUUUCACAUCUGUCUGUAUAUCUGUGCAUUCAUAAUUACGAUGGUGAUAAAGAUGAUAAUGAUGAUAGACAUGAUGAUGAUAGUACUAAAAAUGGUGAUAAGGCUGAAGAAGAGUCAAGAGGUCCAGGGCAGCAGGCCAGCAAUUGCAACUGUCAAGAGGAAGCUGUGAGAAAAGGGAGCUCAGGGACUCCCAGAAAGGUCUGAGGUUGAACUUCAAUGAACCAUGAAGGUUUCAAGAUACUAAAAUGUAGACAGAGAGCAGAGGGAGUGUGACAGACAGGAGCUCAGUGGGCCACAUACUGCAGACAGUCUAAACUGUUAGCAGUUUUAGCCUAUAGCAGUCUGAGCCUAUGGCAAUCCUACAGCAGUUUAAGCCUAUAGCAACCUAUGCCCAAAGCAGGCUAGGCCUACAGCAUCAUUACCAAGAGAUUGCUCAUGCCUUUGCCGACCCUAAAAGCUUUACCAAAGGAAAACUCUCAAUCCUAUGCAUAAAAAGGGGGCUGUCUGCCUCUGGGACUCUGACUGGUGGAUUUCAAAGCUGAUGGGUCCAUAAGCUAAAGGCUCUACCUCCCACGCAUCUUCUAGAGACUUUAAGUACAACGCGCAAUCCUGUGGAAUAAUAGGGCACCAUUGGCUCCUGAAGAUAUGCUGCCUGACCUUUAAGUGCUCUGUACGUCAGAGAAAGGGUUUAAAACGAUAUUCGACAUUAGAAGGACAGCAACUGGUAAGGGUGAUGACAAUGAUGAUAUAAUCUUGAUAAUGCUGAUGGACAUAAUGGUGAUGGUGAAUGUAUUGAGCAUAAAUAUGGGGACAAAGAUAAUGAUGAAUGUGAUGUAAUCAUAGAGAUAUUGAUCAGGGGUCAAUAUGUUAAAAUAAUGAUGUUAGUAUUGUUGUGACGAGGGUUUAUUGGUGAUAAUUAAUGAUGAUGCUUAAAUGGUGAUGAUGAUGAUAAUGAUAGUUGGAUGGUGAUAAUGUAAAUAAUGCAAUGAUGAUGGCAUUGUGAAAUUGGCAAUAGGGAUGGUGAUAUUUGUAAGGAUUGUAAUUAUGCUGAUGACAAUGAGGAUAAUGAUAACGUCGUGAGGAAGAUGUGAAUUGCAGCCAUGGUGAUUGCUGGUGAUAAUAGAAAAAAGAUGGUGGGGAAAAAGAUAUUAUGGUUUCAAUGGAGACCAGGUGAUGGAAGUGAUGAUUGUCAUGCUGAUAAUGAUGGUGGUGAUGCUGAUGAUGGUGAUUAUUGUGAUUUUGUUCAAAGUAAUGGAAAAAGGUGUUAAUAACAGUGAUAGUAAUUCUGUUUAUGUGGUGAUGAUGAUUAUGAUUAUUUUGAUUUUGGUCAUGAUGAAGAUAAUAAUAAUAAUAAUAAUAAUAAUAAUAAUAAUAAUAAUAAUAAUAAUAAUAAUAAUAACUUUAUUUAUAUAGUACCACUAAAACAGCUGUUUAAAAAGUGCUUUAAAAGUGCUUUUAAGUGCUUUAAGUGUUUGUUUCUGCCUUUGUUUGAAAGGAAAAUUGACAGUUAAAAAUUGAUGGUUGAUGGCAUCACAUCAGAAAGAUGGAAAAGAAGAAGGUGGACAGAGGACAGAUAAAAGAGAAAGGAAGAGAAAUAAAUACGUAAAUAAUUAAAUGAGAUGGGGUAAAAUAACAGUAAUAAUGAAAAAUGAAGGCGUAUAUUAAAACAUGAAAAAAGGACUAAAAAUGAUAAGAAACCAGUGAGGAGACUAAAAACAGCAGGAAAAGAAAUAGUUCAAAAGUAAUCCUAAAAUACGUAUGCAGAUAAAAUAGAAUAAUAUAAAUAACUAACAUGGUUAAACAAGAGGUAUGAAGGCAAUAAAAUACAUAAAUAACUAAAUAAAUCAUGCAUCAUGUAAAAGUUGUGUCUCAACCAGAGACUCUGGUACUUUUGUAUCAAACAUGAAUAAAAACAGAAUAUAUUUUCUUUUCCCUCUGAUAUUCAAUGAAAACACUACAAAGAUAUUUAAAGGUUGAAAUUCAUCAACCCAAUUGUUGAAUAUUCCCUCAAUAUUUGAUUUCACAAGUUCCUAAAAAGUUGGUUCAGGGUCAACAAAAGUCUGGGAAAACUGAGGACUGCUCCAAAAACACCUGUUUGGGUCAUUCACAGGUGAACUAGUUCAGUGGAAACAGGUGAGGGUCAUGACUGGGUAUAAAAGGAGCUUCCCUGAAAGGCUCAGUCCUUCACAAGCAAGGAUGGGGACAGGUUCACCACUUCUAGUGAUUUCAUCAUCUAAAGUCUGUAAAAUCAUCAUACCAUGCAAAGCCAAAGACAGAUAUCAACAACAGCCAGAAACAGCACCGGCUCCUCUGGACCUGAGCUCAUCUGAGAUGGACUGAGCCAUAGUGGAAAAGUCUCCUGUGGUCUAACAAGUCCACAUUUCAGAUUGAAAAUCAUGGACCUGGUAUCCUCCAACAUAAGGACUAUCCAGACUGUUCUCAGGUCAAAGGUCAAAGCCAGCAUCUGUGAUGGUCUGAGGGUAUGUUAGUGCCCAUGGCUAACUGUCACAUCUGUAAAGGCUCCAUUAAUGAUGAAAGGUUCAUAUAGGUUUAGGAGCAACAUCAGCUUCCAUCAGAGCCCUGUCUUUUCCAGGAAUGUCCCUGCUUAUUCCAGAAAGAAAACACAGAGACCCAUUCUGUAUGGGGUACAACAUCGUGGCUUUAGAGUCAAAGAGUCCAGGUAGUAGACUUGAGCCUGCAGUCCAGACCUGUCCCCCAUUGAAAAUGUGUUAAGUAUUAUAAGCACAUUUAUACUGACAGGUCAUUUAUAAGCACAAAAAACAACAACAAAGACCCUGGACUGUUGAGCAAUUGAAGUGGCCCAUCAAUCAAGACUGUGAAAGAAUUUACCUCCACAGCUUUAACAGUUAGUGUCCUCAGUUCACAAAGGCUUACUGAGUGUUGUUAAAGGAAAGGUGAUGUAACAGAGAGAAACAUGACACUGAACAAGCUUUCAGGCACGUGCUACAGAUAUGAAAUUCAAAAUGAGUGAAUAUUUACAAAACAACAAUCAGGUUUAUCAGUUUGAACAUCGAUAUCUUUGUAGUGUCUUCAGUUGAAUUUAGGUGGAAAAGGAUUAGUAAAUUGUUGUAUUCUGUUUCUAUUCAUGUUUUACACUAACGUCCAAACUUUAUAGAGAUUGAGGUUUGUAGUAAUGAUGGUAGGUAUGAUGACAACAGUGGCAAUGAUAUGAUGGUGAUGUGUUUGUGGUGAUAUUUAAAGUGUUUGUGAUGAUUGUUGAGAUGUUGGUGAUUAUGCUAAUAGAGAUGACGUUGACAGUGGUGAUAAUUGUGAUGAUGAUGAUGAUGAUGAUGAUGAUGAUGAUGAUGUUAAUGUUGUAGAUGAUGAAGAUCAUAUAAAACCUGAGCUGGGGUUGAUCAUAGUUGUUUAGCAGAGUUCGGUGCUGGGUUCAGGGAUGGAGCUACUCCGACUGCUCUGUAUUUUUUCAUUCCUGGGAUCUACACGAUUUAAUCAGUCAUGCUCUGUGUAAUAAACUGUUGUUCAGUGAAGCGAGAGGGGUGUGCGAGCAUGCUGUCCUGCAGAGGGAGAGAAAGAGAGAGAGAGAGAGGGAGAGAGAGAGAGAGAGGAAGACAGUGUCUCUAAAAUACAUGAACACAAAGAAGAAGAGAGUUGACGCUGUCAAAAGACGAAGCAGAGAAAACUUGAGAUUUCUUCAUAUAAUCAGACCAGAGAGGAGGAGAAGGAAAAAGAGGAGGAAGAGGAGGAGGAAAAAGAUGAGGCAGAUGAGGAGGAGGAGAAAAAGGCGAGGAGUUAAUUGUUGUUUUUUAAACAUUAUGUGUGUGUGAACAGAAACUCAACCUGUUGUGUGAAAAAAUGCGUGUGAGCCUCCUACACACAGCUGCCUCUUUCUCUCUCUCUCUCUCUCUCACACACACACACACAUGCACGCAUGCACGCACACACACACUCCUUAAUUAGUCAUAACCACAAACAACACAAACAGACGCACACACUCACGCAGUAGAAACCCCACUCAUUCCCUGUUGAACCUGGUCUCUUAAUCAGGGUAAGCGUUUAUCGGGGUAACUUGAGGGUUCACUCUGUUUCUUUGUUUGUUACGUCUCAUCACCAUGGCAACCUGAUGCUGAACACCUGACCUGCUCUGAAGCUGGUUAUGUUCCUGUUUUAAGAUCAGUCUGCAUAAAACCCCCGCCCAUUGACCAAUCAGAGUGUAGAUUGACAGGACCCUCCGCUGACUGUGUGAUUUUACAUCAGAGGAAACGGAAUGAAAGCUUUAAGUUAUUCUGAAAUUAUGUUAUACUUCAACAGUCCAAUUAAUCAAGAUAAGAUAAGAAGAACUUUAUUGAUCCCUGAAACGAAAUUAAGUUGUAACCUAAAGAGACACAAGCUCUUACAUUGUGUUUGGGUUCGCAAAUAAUCUCAAACAUCAGUUUUUAAAGUGCUGAAUCAUCUCUUAGAUGGCUGCUAAAGCUGGCUCGCCAACUGUCUGCUGCUUCUUCUUCUUCUUCUAUCCUCUGUCUGAAGACACACAGCAGCCAGUGUACAGGAUUACUACAAUGAAGUCAGAGUAUUACAAAAUGCUUAUUUUUAGCACAGGUCAGUGUAGAAGCUCCUGUGAGGAACUUUCGGUUUGGGUCAGUUUUUGGGCGUUUGCUUACCUUGCCCUCCACAUGUUUCACUCGUGUAUUUUGACAUGAAUGAACCACACUGUGCUGCAGUCAUGAUGCUGUGUUAAUGUUACAGUGAUAUAAUAAAACCGUUUUAAUGUAAUAAUCCUGUUUCUGCAGCAGCUCAGAGACUCUUCUGUGUAAAUUUGAUUCCAGUUAAAUGCCGAGAAAUCGAUUCUUUGCUCAGAUGAUUUUUUUCUUUGCUUUAGGCCGGGUAUGUUAACGUGUUUUACAUGUUUAAUGAUGUGAGUUAUUUUAAGACAUGAUGUCAGAGCACAGAGGCAGCACAGGACUCUGUGUGUGGAUCUCCAUCCAGCUCAGAGGGUUUGAGUCUGAAACGUCAUCGUUUACAAAAUAAUUCAACAUCAUGAACCCGACUGGAGGUGGACGUCAUGGUGCAGCCAGUGUUUGUGUGCAGAUCCUCCAAGUGUAACGAGAUUUUCAUUAACAUGCAGCUCAUCCAGCAGAGGAGGAGGAGAAGGAGGAGGCUGGAUGAGAUCAGUGAUGAAGAUUUAUCGUUGGUGUCAGUUCUGAGUGUCUGCACGGACCAAAGAGAGGCUCAUAGGAAUCAGGGUCAGACAGAGAGCUCAAUGUUCAUGUUCAAAUGAAAAAGAAUAAAAGAAAUAAAAAUAAUAAAAGGCUCAAUAAUUUAGAUUCACAUUCAGUAGAAGGAGAACAAACGGAUAAACUGCCCAAACCUCACUCGUGUGAUGAACAGGUUAAAGUUUAACAGACAGUCAACCACCAGAUCUGUCAGCUCUCCAGCAUGAGACAGACUGGGGCUGGAGGAACCACUCAGAAGCACCUUGUAACCUGCAGAUUGACCUAAAACUGUCUGGGUUCAGCCUGAGCUCUCAGCAGCAGGUCUACAGUAAGUUUACACGCACAGUUAAGUGGAGUCGCUGUAAGAGCUUGUUUAGGAGAUGACUGUCCUUGUCUCGGUUUACAAACACCAGUCAAGAGUCAAGUUAGUGACAUAAGCACAUUCGUCUGUGCCCCCCUUUCAGCUCUGUACUACUGGGUUGUCUCCUAUUGACUAAAAAUGUACCAAAACAAUCAACAAAGCACUUUAGCAGGACACCAAUGAGAUGAACGUGAAACCAUAGAAACACAGUGACUUUUACAGUGACUCUGAACCGUCUUUUUUAUGCUUUUUAACAACUGAGUAAAAGAUUGCCCUGCAAACUCUUUGGCCUCUGUGAACACCGAGGCCAGUUUCAGUCAGAUACAAGAUUAUAUGUGACUGAGAAAAUGGAUCCCCAAAAGUAUCAUCCAGACUAAUUUGAUUCAGUGAAGUUUCAUUCGAACUAAAAUGUUUACAGUCAGAUUAAAGCCAUAAAUCUAUUCUUAGACCAAUAUGCAAAUGUACUGAGUAGCUCAAAGGCAGGAAAAGUCAGAGAUCUAAGUGCACUAAUGAUUAGACAAGGAUAUUAUAAGCCUUGACAUGCUUAUUAUUCUGGCUGUGUGGUUGUACAGCCUUAAAAAGGUAGACUAGGGCUAAUAUCAGGCUAUGGAUAAAGAAGGUAACUGCUGGUCCAGGUUCAGGGUGUGACCAAGCCAUGAGAGGAUCAGCACAGGUCCAAGUGUCCAGCCCAAGAUUCAUCAAACUAUUUUUUUAUUGAACUAAAGAGUAUUGAUAUCUUGUUUUGUUUCUAAAGUUCUGUGUUUGUAUUUCUGCAUCUCUGCAGGAUCUAAAGAGGGUUCUGUCCUUCCCACCGUACCCCGGGGACUACCUGCAUCCUGUGGUGUACGCCUGCACAGCUGUCAUGCUGCUCUGUCUGCUCGUCUCCAUCAUGACAUACAUCGUCCACCACAAGUGAGAAAACAUUUAUCAGCCUGUCAUAUUUACCACUGCUGUUAGCCCAACACUUUGGUAUGUACUGUGACAGUCUUUGGACUAGGGAGGCUCUAGUAAAAAAAAAAAUACGGAUUUAUAACAUUGCAAUAAGAACCUGAGUUAAAGGUGCAUUGGUUUAUCAGACUGAGUAAGUGUCUGUCAAUCUCUCAGAGGGAAAAAGGUUAAAAAAUUGCCUCCCUGUGCCAUGAUUUCCACAGCAUGCAGCAAAGUUUACAAUCUGCAUUUACUGUGCGGCUUUGUCACGUUGUCUAACAUUACACAAUGUUUAUUUACUCACUAUCAAAUUACUGUAAUCUUUCAAUAGCCUAACAUAGGAGGACAGGGUCUGCUCCCCCUCCCUCUAUGACCAAGCAUGCCUUGUGUAGUGAAGCGGUUGCCUGGUUCAAGAAGCCCCAUCUGCAGGCUUGAAUAUUGUACAGCAAGCCUACACCAACAACGUAUAACCUCAUACAUUUAAAGUGAUCAUUUAAAAGCACAAAAUAUUUUAGUGUUGUUCUUCAUGAUUUAAAAAAUAAAAAAAGAUCACAUUUGUAAAACAUUUGUGAAUCUGUGUGUAGGUUUGACCUUUGAGUCCUUGCCUAUUGCAGAAAAUACUACUUUACUGAAUACUUUAUUCAUCCUAUACUGAACAUUUUAGUUAACAGUGAGCUCCUGCUUGUAGAAGUCAAAUUUGUUUUCAGAUAAAUUUCUCUGAAUAGUGAUGUAACUCUGAACUCCAAAAUACAGUUGGUGUGCUCUGUAACGGUCUGAGUCGCUGUGUGGGCUUCAUUCUUUUGUACGUAGUGGGCUAGCAGAGUCUUACUCUAAGCCACGACUCCAGUGGGUAACCUCUGUCACAUGGAUCAGUCUGGUCUCUACCAAAAACUCCUAUGUAGAGCAAAGAAAAAAAAGGCAAUCAGCCACUUGGAAAUCUUUGAGUAGGGUUUACAAUUUAUGCAAAUGCAAAUACAAAUGCAUGAAUUGCAUAUGUGUACACGUCAUUAUUGUGUGUUGACCUGACACUCAGAGAGCUCUGCAUUUAUCCUCUUUAACGAUAAGCCAGCCCCCUCUCACUGCUCCAUCCUCCAAAUAAGUGCAUGUUUCCAACUUCUUUGUGAAUUAUAAUUUCAUUAUUAUUCACCAUGAAUCAAACACAUGUAUCAAGCCCUUGUAAAUAACUCAUUUGCAUUUUGUACAGCCAGUCUGAAGCCCUAGUGAGCUCUACAGUAACAUGUACAUAUUAUAAAUGCUUCUUUUUCAAGUUUAAACAACGUGGUUUACCAGACACCAAUGUUUGUAGGAAGUUGUCCACAUGUAAAACCUUUCUUUCUUUUUUCCUCUCGCAGCGUGAUUCGGAUCAGCAGAAACGGCUGGCACACACUCCUCAACUUCCUUUUCCACACCGGGCUGACAUUUGGAGUUUUUGCCGGAGGCAUCAAUCAGAUCAAGUUACCCCUCGUGUGUCAGAUCGUGAGUUGCUUUUUUUUCUCCAUUCUCAGUGUGAUUUCACUGCUUUGAUUCUACAACAUAGCACUCACACGUCCUCAUGUAAGAAUUAUAAUCACUAUUAUCACCAUAAGAAAAGAUCCUCUCAGUGUUCGUGAACAGUGUGACAUUUUUUGGGUGGGUAGGGCUUAGCUGGAGGCAGUAAACCAGCAUGAGCUAGCAAGCUGUUUUUGAAGGGAAUAAAUGUCUGUCUGGAUAUUUAAAUGGAGGCGGACACUGAGACAGACAAGUAGGCUACUCUCAGUGUAUGUAGGAUUUGACAGGGUUACCGAUUGCAGGGUUGCUACACUGAAUUGGUAAGAAAACCAAGAUAUAUUAAAACAAACUAAGGCCUUAUAUGUCUUUAGAUGUCUUCAUGUAUUUGUGAUUGAUUACGAUGAUAAUUCUACAAAAAGGAUGACAAAAAAUUGGUUUCCCUAGUUUGUAGCGAUAGCUGGCCUACAGCAACUCCACUUCUCUGUCUGCUUCAUGUUUGCGUUCAGUAUCAUUUAAAAAAACAAGCUGAAAGAGGUUGAAAAUUAUUUUAUAGCAUUGAGGUAGCGCUAGACCUGGACACUGUUAUCAGAAAUCCCACCUCUUCUUGAUUCUGAUUGUUGAUAAUUGAUAAUUGUUAAUAAUAAGCACAGCGAUGUUGAACUAUCUCAACAGAGACACUGAGAGCGUCACAUUGAAACAAAAGUUUACAAAGUGCUGGAGCAAACAUGUAAAACAUCACUCGAAUGCAGCACAAAGUCCCACCUUUAGGAUUUGAGAGCCCCACUUGAAGGUGUUUGGCUGUAGUCUUGCUCAUUGAGAAUAAAGUACUCUGCUCUGUGGUUUGGUGUCAAACCCAAACAAGCUGUUAAAGUGACCAGAACAACUUAAAGAUAGUCAGUGUUGUUGGGUUUGAUGUAGUCACGAAGAUACAACUUUAUCCUUUUGGGAAGGUUCUGUGGUAUCUGGAGUACAGCACCAACAUGCAAUGCCUUGAGAUACUUCCCAGGGAUAGCCUGAGAUAACCGGAGAAUGGAAUUUGGGCAUUGUGUCUCUUUUAUGGUACCUGGUCCAGACAUCCUGGAUGUUGGGGGUUUUGCAGGUCACAGGUCAUACUUCAAAGCUAGGUGUAAAUCAGACGGUAAAGGAAGAUAACUUGGAGACAAAGAGAUGAUGUAGGAGGACCUAAAACUCUAACCCUAUAUAACAGGAAUAUAAUAGAUUCCUAUUAUACAAGCAAGCCAGUGUCACAAAGCCUCCGUCUGCAUUCACACAUCGUGGACAGACGAGAUUCAACAGUUCACUCAGGAAAAUUAAAAUUUAGAUCCGCAUUUGGGAGAGAAAUUAAAAAAGCAAACAAACAAACAAAAAACAGGUAAAAGACAAAUCAUUUUAUGAAAUGAGCUGACAGGAAACAAAAAGACCAGAUGCAAAGAGAAAUCAGAUGAGACCAGCAAGACACAGAUUAUGACAGUUUGGGUGGAGCACAGGAUAAGAAAAGGCAUAAAGUGCAGCAACAUCCAUAGCAAUGGUUUGUUCUCCAUAGCAACUGAUGAUGUUGCUGAUGAAGAAAUAAGAUAGUGUCAGUUUGUGUUGAUUCUGUACAAACUCCUGAUAAACACUCUCAUACACAGGACUUCACUCACUGACUCACGUGUUUCUAAAUAAUCUUUAUCACCUCUGGUCUGUGACAGGUUGGCAUUGUCCUCCACUAUGCAUCCCUGUCCACCAUGCUGUGGCUGACCUUCACUGCCAGGAACAUCUGUAAAGACGUGUCCAAAGACCCCCUGAAGACACCAGACCGGAAUGGACCAGCCCAGACCCGCUCUAAACCUACCGUACUCAGGUGAGUGAGUCACUUUAUGUAAGAUGGAUGACACCAGAUUAGUUAAUUUGACAAAUCCUGAACUCUGAGUCCAAAAACUUUCAUUCAGAUGAAAACCAGAAUCUUGAUGUUUUCCUUUCUGCAGGUUUUACCUGGUCAGUGAUGGAGUCCCUCUGAUCAUUGUUGGAGUCACAGCAGCGUUUAGUUUGGAUAACUAUGGCAGCAGGGAUGACGCUCUCUAGUAAGUACUCAUCAUUUUUGAGUUUCACAGACUUUUCACAUCAGUUUAAUACAUCUGGAUGCAUCUUUCUAUGUCUUAGCUGCUGGAUGGCAUGGGAGCCCAGUCUGGGAGGUUUUUACGCCCCUGUUGGUCUCCUGGUCCUCAUCAUGUGCAUGUACUUCCUGUGCACCUUCAUCCAGCUCAAACGCCACCCAGAGAGGAAGUACGAGCUGCGAGUUCUAAGUGAGGAACAGCAGCAGCUCUCAUCCAGUGACUCCAACCAUCACUGCCACACGGACCCCGGAGUCGCUUCCGGGUCUGCCGGGGACUGUCCAGCAUUUGCAACCGGUGUGUCGGUUCUUGCCAAUGAGCACUCAUUUAAAUCUCAGCUGCGGGCCACAGCUUUUACCCUCUUCCUGUUCAUGUCCACCUGGGCCCUCGGAGCUCUGGCGGUCUCUCUGGGACACUUCCUGGACAUGAUAUUUAGCUGCCUGUAUGGAGCGUUUUGUGUGACAUUAGGGCUUUUCCUCCUUAUCCAGCACUGUGCCAAACGGGACGAUGUGUGGCAUCGCUGGUGGGCAUGUUGUCCGUCCAAGUCCAAGACUGAGGAAGUGAACGGGGAUGGGCAGAACCACCUACAGGAGGUCCACCAGCCCCACUGCCAGCUGAGCUCCCCUGGUUCUGGGAAGCAGCCGCUUCUCUCCCCUCAUCUAAUGCAGAGUUCUUACAAACUGUCAUCGUCUCCUCAGAGCCCCACAGCCAAUCAGGCAGGUCCCUGCUGUGUGACUGUGAUGGGCCCUGUUAGUCCAGCCCCCAUGUCCCCUCUCCCUGAGCCAGUGUCCCUACCUCGCCCACAGUCUCUUUCUGAUGAGCUCCCUCGUCCCGUGCUGCCUCUCCAGAGCUGCCUUAGCAACAGAGCAAAAUCCCGCUCCUUCAACCGUCCACGCCCCUGUCUGCAGGACUACCGCUCUCACAUGACGUCCACCAGCAUGGACGGGAGCGUGCACAGCUCUCACCUAGACAGCCCUCAUGCUGUGCCUCACCUGGAUGUCUCAUCUCUGGUUCCCAGCAGCCCACAUCCAGACCUCCAGCUGCCUUGCCCAAGUCCUCACCUGGACAAGCAGCUAGCUUCCUGCCACGGCUUGCAACGCCAGACCUCCUCCCACAGCAUGCAAGACUCGCUGACUUCCUGCCACAGCCACGCCCACAACAUGCACGACAGCAACAAUUCCUGUCACAGCCUCCUCCUGCCUUCUCACGGGGUCCACACCUGCCAGUGGCACCUGUACAGCUCAGCCGAUCACUCCUCUCCCGCCAGUUGUUGUGAGAAACCUGAAGCCUUCACCUUUGAGUACCAGCAAGACUCAGAUAUGUACCCAUCAAAGACAGCAGACAAAGAAAAGGACACCCUGUGUGUGGAGCCAGAACCCAAAUGUUACCCACGUAACACUCUACCCCGGCCUCACGCCACUGUCAGCAGGCGAGCCGCCAUCGGCCGUAAUCGCAGCCUGCAGGAAGACGGCCUGUUCGGCUCAGACGCAACAGGAAACAUACGGACUGGACCUUGGAAGAAUGAAACCACUGUAUAGUAUUCUCACCUGUUCACCUGACAGACCUUCAGUUGCCUAGUAAUCAGUUUCCUCUGUCAGUGUUUGGGUCUUAGUGCCCUCAGCUUUGCCCUUGAAACACGUAGACUUCCAUGUGAGGCCUCAGUUCUCCUUUUGACAAAGUGAUUUUUAGUGUAUUUCUUGUUGAUCAUCAGUGGAAAAACCGAAUGAAAGGGUUCUGUUACUGUUUUACUGAUAUUACAAAGCUGCUAUGAGAACUGUGUGCCUCCCUGGGUGCACAGCAGUCAGAAACUGCAGCAGCUUCAUAGAAAAGGAUGGAGAAUGAACAUUGUUACAGCGAGUUUGGCCUUUCGAAGUCCAACAGUUUUUCCUGAGUUUUAGUUUUAAUUGUUUGUCAGUUAAGUCCAUUGACUGUAUAUACUAUGGACAACCUGGUUCCACCUUCCAUCAGUAUACAGAUUUGAAGCCAAAAAGCUCUCGGUAAUUCAAUCCAUGAGCUAAACAAUCAAUGUACGCCAAGAGGCUGUAUCAAGUGUCAAUCAUAGAAAACUUGAACCCCCUAAAAUCUUUUCAAAAUGGAGCUGUACAGAAAAAAGAGGACUUGAGCACAAAUCAGUCUUACAAUAACUACAUGUCAACAUCGCAAGCAGGAAGGAAAAAAAUAUUUUCUGAGUAAUAAAUUUCUAAAGUUCAUCCCCAGCCUCAUAAGCUUUGCUGGCGGAGGCGGGAUUUGUGACCUAUACUGCAGCCCGUCAACAGAGGGUGCUGUUCUCGAGGUGGCUUCACCCAUCAAGGAGGCAGACGGCGACCAUUCUAUAUACAGUCUAUGAUUAAAUCCAGUUGAAGCUCCAUUCAUUCACAAAUGCUGCAGUUACUCUGAGUCAGUGAGUGGAGGUCUUCAUAAGCUCUGAAAUACAGUCCAAAAUGGACUUUUGGGUGUGAUCCAAAGAUGAUGCAUGCUGGUGUAAAUUGUUCCUCUCCACUUUUAGCAAAAACUUGAUGAGGCUAUGUUAUUUGAGCUGUAUUGACCCGAUUCUGCUGAUCUGGUUCUGUUAAUCCAUAUCUAUGAAUCCAGUUCUACGGGUCCACUUUUUUUACUCUGGUUCUGUUAAUCUGGUUCUGUUGAUCCAGAUUAGUUCACCUGGAUAUAUUCACUUUUAACUUUACAUAAAUGUUUCCUUGAGCCUGUUUGAAUUUUGACCCUGUCGUGCCUCAGGUUACAUCUAAAUAAUGCUGUAGUCUGUAGGCGUGUGGUUAAUCAAUCAAGUUAAUUAGCAUAGGAAAUAUUUAAAGUAGUCCCUGUCCUCUUGCUAACGGGCUGACAUGUUGUUAUAGUUCUGCACAUUGAGACAGUUUUAAACGGAGUGAUAAAGCAGGGUUCUCUCUCCAAACAGCUGACAGCUCUGACCUGAGGGAUAUGGGCAUUAAUCAUCAACAUGGUGAUUUACAGUUUAAUGCAAAGAGCCAGUGUAGGUUCACAGAUUGAUCAUUUAAAAAUAUCUAUAUUUGUUAAUGUUAUUCUACACAUGAAAUGACUUCUUUUGAGUGGCUACACAUGUGGAAACACUUUGAAUCAGUGUGAGCAUGUGGUUUUCUUUGUGUGCAUCCAUGCAUGAGUAGGUUCAUUCAGAUGUGAUGUGUUUCUGUUACCUGUAUUUAUUUUGAUAGAUUCACCUUUUAUGAAUAUAAAAAAAAGAUUUAUGAAUAUUUUAUAUAGAGACACUUAAUGUUUGCUGCCAAAAAGGAUCUCGAUGACAAAUGUUGCACUAACAAACUUUGAUUUUCCUCGCCCGUCGAGGUAAAACUAUAAACAUGCUUAGUGCUUCAAAGAACAAACUUUGUAUUGUGCCAAAAUGAUGUGCCAGCUUUCACUGUGAGAGAAAAUACACAACACUUACUAUACACAGUUUGUAGCAUCACACAAACUGGAACUCAGGUUUAAAAACAUUCAUCAGCAACAUUUCAAGUCAUUCCAUAAACUUCCAUUUUUCUAUCCAGAGGGCAGUGAUAUAACGAAACAUGACUGUCUGACAAGGUCUACAGAUGUCAAAUCUGGACUGCCUACAGUAUAAUCCAGAUUUACUUUGAUUUAAACCAAACUAAUUUAAGUCUAAACCUGACUAACAAUUGUUUCAACCCUGGUUAUGGUUAAACCAAGCUCUGGUUUCAACCAGACUAAGUACAGUUAAACCAGACUGGUCACAGUUUGAAUCAGACUUACUACAUUUUAAACCAGGCCUUCUGUUGUUGUUUUUUUUUGUAUGAUUUAACUAUGAUUUAAACCAGACUACUCUUAUGUCAGACCAAAUGUUGGUUAAACCAGGCCUACUUCAAUUUAAACUGUAUUUACUUAAGUUCAAAAAUGACUAAACAAAGUUUUUUGUUAUACCAGACAAAAUACAAGACUUACUGCAGGAAACAUCAAUCUGACAAUGUUUUAAACCAGACUUGAUGAAGUUAAAGCCAGGCUUGCUAAAGUUAAAUACAGACAAAAUAUUGUUUGAACCAGAACCUACACAGUUUAGACCAAACUAAAUAUGGUUUUAAGUAGACUAACAAAAGUUAAAAACAGACUUUCUACAAUUUAAACCUGGUCUAACAAUUCACACCAAAUUUACAAAAAUGACAACCAAAUUUUCUACAAUUUAAUCCAGAUUAUCUCAAGUUUAACAAGACUUCCUACUUAAACAAGAUUUUUGCAGUUUGAACAGGAUUUAUUACUUAAUAAUUUAAAGCUUACACAAGACUAAUCAUGGUCAAUUUUAGACUUGCAACAGUUUGGCGCAGACUCACUGUAGUUCAAACUGAUGUCAUAUUGUUUAAACCAAACUGCUUUUAGUUGAAACCAAACAAGCAACUAGACCAACUCUGGUUUAAACCAGACAAACAAUGGUUUAAGACAGGCUUCAUGAAGUUUAAAUCAGGCUUCAUUUUAAACAGGGGUUUAACUGUUUUACUCAAUAUACCAUAAACAUCUCAACCUUUUUUUAAUGUGCAGACCCAGGUUCCAGGUUUAAUCCUGGUUUGAUUAAACCUGGUUUAUCAAAGUACGGCACAGUGGUUAAACUGGUCUAUGGUUCAUUAAGAAUGAGUAACAGUGCUUUGCUAAAGUCACUGAUGUUUGAUUUCCUUCGUCAGACCUUUGAUUUAAAUUUCACCUCAGUUUUGUGUUGUUAUUGUAAACAUUGAUUUAGUAUCCGUGUAAUAUUGAAGAGUUGACUCAUUACGUUUUUAUUGUCAGUCAAACACAGGCAUUCACAAUCAGUCGACGUCUCUCGGUGUGAAAACCUGAGGUCAGCUGACAUGACAAUUUUCGUCAUGUGACGUGUUGUUGUGUUUCUGCGUUACGACAGCUUUAAGCGUCUUCCUGUGUGGGGGUGGGGUAGGUUCACCUGUGAUAAUGACACUGAUUCUGUCCAAACACACAGACAUUCUUCGAUGUGACAUUAAAUGUGUGUCACCUUCAGUGUGAGAAACAAAGCGACACCUUUAAACAGUCAGUGUCAGUGUGAGCACUGUGUGUCGUCUGCACUCCAAUAAAGACUAACUGUGAACAUGA
Xyrichtys novacula (pearly razorfish) is the source of this 17290-nucleotide messenger RNA. NCBI's taxonomy places the organism in Eukaryota, Metazoa, Chordata, Actinopteri, Labriformes, Labridae. The record is from the annotation of a GenBank genome assembly.